AUGGAGCGAGCCCUGGGGGUUAGGUGGCUCCUGGAAGGUGAUCAGCUCGCCAUCAAGGUGCAACCAAACUCAAGGCCAGCGACCAGGAGAGGAGUACUAAGCCUGGUCAGUUCUAUUUAUGACCCACUGGGGUUCGUGGCCCCAUUCAUCAUCAGGGCUAAAAUAUUAUUUCAGUGUGAAUGCAGGCGUCGAUUAGGGUGGGACGAACCUUUGUCGGCUGUUAAUCACACGACCUGGAGCACCUCGCUAGAAGAACUGGCCCACCUAGGGAAAUUAAUGGUACCCAGAUACCUAAAAACAGCAUGUACUAAAGAAAUCAUCUCACUACAGUUGCACACCUUCUGCGAUGCAUCGCAGGCUGCUUACGGUGCGGUGACCUAUCUGAGAAUGGUAGACUCUGGCGGAAGUAUCCAGUGCUCUUUCGUGUACGGACGGGCCAAGCUGGCCCCACUCAAGCAACUGACAAUACCAAGGCUGGAACUUUGUGCAGCUGUCCUGGCAGCAUAG
Homarus americanus (American lobster) is the source of this 507-nucleotide messenger RNA. RefSeq lists its product as uncharacterized. The record is from RefSeq and is a predicted model, not a curated record. The transcript has a single exon. NCBI's taxonomy places the organism in Eukaryota, Metazoa, Arthropoda, Malacostraca, Decapoda, Nephropidae. The coding region runs from base 1 to 507 and encodes 168 amino acids.